UUUUUAUUUAAAUAUUUUCAGAUAGAAUGUCAGAAGUAAAUAGUUUGGUUGAGGACUUGAAAAAAUCUUUAGAAUGUCCAGUUUGUUUUAAUAUACCCAGGAAGCCACCGAUAUUUCAAUGUGAGAACGGUCAUCUCAUCUGUGCCGAGUGUAAACCUAGAAUACUCUCCUGUCCGCAGUGCAGAAAACCAUUUCGAGGACGACUACUGUUUGCAGAGAGUUUACUAGACAGAGUUCCGGUUCCUUGCAGAUAUCAGACUGAAGGAUGUGAUUUGGAGGUAGUAUGUGGUUAUAUUGAAGAACAUGAGGCUAGAUGUCACUUCGGACCUACUUCUUGUUCCUAUUCUGAGUAUGGGUGUACAGAGGUCAUUACAAGAAUGGAGCUUGGCAAGCAUCAAGAAAUCUGUGGGUUUUCACCAAUAACUUGUCAAGUUGCAGAUUGUAAAAAGAAGAUCGGGAAAAACCUUUAUCUAAGACAUAUUCAGACGGAACACAGUCCAGGACUUCAGAUCAAUUCCAUGAACAGCAUUCUUUUCUUCGUUCUUAUCAUUAGUAUUUUCACCAACCUCAUGCUCUACUGGUGAUUCAUGAUCAGAUCUGUCUUCUUCUGUCUCUUCAUUAGUAUCAUCACCAACCUCUUGCUCUUCUGGUGAUAAGUUCAAAAUGAAUAUCAUUCUCAAGUUCAAAAUGAAUAUCAUUCUCUUCUUCUGUCUCAUCAUUAGUAUUAUCCAAAACCUUAUUCUCUACUGGUGAUUCAUGAUCAGAUCUUUCUUCUUCCUUCCCAUCAUAAGUAUCAUCACCAACCUCAUUCUGUAAAUCAACAAAGAAGUUUUUACUGAUCUCAGAUUUGUUUCACAUUGCCUUUAUUAAUGUAUUUUUUUUAAUUAGUUUGUUUAAAGAUGCAUCAAAUUCUCAUCUCGCUAUAAUCUUCUAUUCAAGAUAAAAAUUUAAUUAUUUGUAUUGUGUGUUGUUUUAAUUCCUUAAACAAUGAAAUCAUUAUUAUUCACAAAUGCAUUAUAAAGUCUUUAAAUCAAACUUUAUUGUGAUACAGAUAUUCGUUUCUUGUUAUACUUAAAUCAAAAAGAUAGUUAAAAAUUUUAUAUUUUUAUAUAUGUGUGUCAAAAGUUCAUGUCAACUGCUAGUCUUGUUAUAAAAAUUAAACAAACAUUUUUAUAAUUUUUCCAGAAUGUUCUAGAGCAAUGUCAAUGUCAAAGUUUGUAGAAUCCCACAUGGCCGGCCUGGCUGUUGGUACAGUAGCUUGUGCGGUCAGCCUUUAUGUUCUGUUCGGACCCACAGGUCACAGG
Messenger RNA from Eurytemora carolleeae, 1304 nucleotides. RefSeq names its product E3 ubiquitin-protein ligase SIAH1B. The record is from RefSeq and is a predicted model, not a curated record. Gene Ontology annotation, biological process: proteasome-mediated ubiquitin-dependent protein catabolic process; multicellular organism development. Lineage: Eukaryota; Metazoa; Arthropoda; Copepoda; Calanoida; Temoridae. The transcript is spliced from 6 exons. Gene Ontology annotation, cellular component: cytoplasm. Gene Ontology annotation, molecular function: ubiquitin protein ligase activity; zinc ion binding; ubiquitin conjugating enzyme binding. The coding region runs from base 27 to 584 and encodes 185 amino acids.